AUGUCGCGCGCAGAGAGGUUCGAGGAUGAGAAAAGGAGGAUCAUCGAGUCGUGCUUCGCCAAAGUCGACCAGAGCGACCAGCUGGUGGAGUCGUACAUCACCCACAUUCGCGUGCUGGAGGAUGGGCUGUAUCCCACCACUCCUGCUCCGCCGGACAGCCCGCAGGACAAUAAGAAGCCGCGGUUGGUCAUCAUCGCCGUGCGCUCCACCGGCAGAGUGCGGAUGCACAAGGCGCGGGAGAAUAACAACGGUAGCUUCAGCAUCGGCAAGACGUGGAAUCUCGAAGAUCUCGCCGCCAUCGAGUCCUUCUGCGAUUCGUCAACUCCUCCGGCGAGUGACCUGGAGGCCCAAUAUAGAUCGUGGGCUGGCAGCGUGGGCUUCGUGGUGACUAUCACAAAGCCCUACUACUGGCAGGCUGGCAGUGCGAAGGAGAAGGAUUUCUUCAUUGCCAGCACCGUCAAGAUCUUCAAGAAAUAUACCAAGGGGCAGACGCCUGAGCUGAUUGGGUUCGACAAGAACCAGAGAGCAGCCAUUCUGGGGCCAAGCGCCGGCCCGACCUCGCCUCCACCUCCGCAGCCUCCAAUGCACUCAUCACAGCGCAAUGAAAGCCCCUCAUUUGCCCCGGCGCCCCCGCAAGCCCCCUUUGCACGUCAGGCUGGCCGAGAUGGCAGUCGCCAACGUGAAAGCCCAGGUUCUGGUAGCUUCGACCGACAUCGACGAAAUCUCAGUGGCGCAGGAAGCCGAGGCGAAUCUCCUGGUCACUUUGCACCCCCGCCAGCAAUAGGCGUACCAAAACCUUUUGCUAGCAAUGAGAACCUCCGCUCCGGGAGUCCCUCGGGCUCCUUUCCAGAGCUCCGGCCGUCAAUGUCUGGUGGUUCGGCUCCGACCUUACCUCCUAUCGCCGCCUUGACCAACUCGACGUCGAGCGACCAGACGAGGCCGCCACCGUUAACAAGCGCGAAGAGCACUGCCUCUUCGUUGAACAUUGGCGAUCCCGCUGGAUUCGCUGCUGCGGUGGGCUUCAUGGGCGCGGAACACUCACCAUCAGCUGCGGCCGCGACCACUUCAUCUGAGCAGCCAGCCGGCCCGCUCGCGCCACCCCGAUCCAGGAGACGCCCUACACUCGAGACGACCGUAUCGGACUCGACUCUUGAAACCCUGAAGCCGGCGCCAUUAAAGACCCAGUCACGAAGUGCCACACCAGACGGACCGAGUGCCUAUACAACGCCCAAGGAAGCACUCACGCCCGACUCGGAUUCGAACUUGCCUCUUCCGGGGGUCGGGAAUCGAGGACUGUAUGCUUCAUCGCCUUUGUCCACUUCCGCUCAGACGCCGGGAGAUGAGCGUACAGUGCAGAAAGCUGGGGAUGAGCUCGAGGAAGAGUUCCGACCAGGGUUAGGCCCGAUGAUCAAGAAGAGAGCAGUCGCGGAGCGCAUGAAGAAGGCCGCCAUGACUGUCAAUGCGUUCAAGCCAAGGCCUGGAGGCGCGGCCGAGAAGAUCCUCCGGGCCAAAGCGGAACGCGAGGGUAAGAACGAGCCCGACGGGAUCACCGGGGUUGUGCCACGGUCUGUGAAGCAAGAGGAGAAUGCAACGCCGCAAGCCGAUGACCUGGCGGUCAAGCAACCGGCCACUCUCCACGAUCAACCACCGGCGCAAGAAGAUCCUGGCCGAGAGGCACAGUUAGAUGGGGAGGAGAAAGCACGAGCUGAGCAGAGGCAACUUCGACAACCGCAAGUCAAGGUGAAGCGAAGAAGUGCGACUCAAGAACGAUAUUUAGAUGCUCUGGGCAUCGAUCGGUCAUUAUUGGCGAACAAGUGCCUGGAUUUCGAGAUGCUGCUCCACGACUUUGGUUGGGACGAUGCAUCGCGCUCCCCGAAAGCCCUUGCAGACAUGGAGGCGGAUCUCCGACGGGAACAGAGUCGAUUGGACAGCGCCGGCUGGCUUUCAUCCCCGUCGCAAGACACUGCCGCGCGUCAGGAACGCGAGCAACAGGUGAUGAGGCUGCUCGACAAGGCCAUCCACGAAUGCGACGAGAUGGAUGGCUUAUUGACGAUCUACAACGUCGAGCUCAGCAGCUUGAAUGAUGAUAUUGCCUACAUCGAAGCGCAAUCGCAAGGUCUGCAAGUGCAGGCUGCGAAUCAGAGGAACCUGCACACUGAGUUGUCCAACCUGGUCAACACAAUAUCCCUGGACCAGAGGAAAAUGGAACCCAUGCUUCAUGCAGACCUGUCGGAUCCCCAGGGCAUCGAUAGUGCAGAGCAGAGUCUCAAGACGAUUUAUUCCGCAAUCAUCGCCAUAGACCCAAGCCUCCGCUCCACAGCUUCCGGUCGCCCUACCAGCCGCGGUGCAUUGCACGACGGGAACGGGUUAAGCUCAAUGGCAGCCGUCCGGCAGAAGCAGGAGUACUACUUGCAACAAAGCGACACCUUCAGCACGAGGCUCAUUCAGCAACUCGACUACACCUUCACCACGACCUUCAACAGCGCCAAGAGCCAGGCGUUGGUCCCUGCAACGGGCGCAACUGGCGGCAUGCGGCUGAAUCCAGACGUCUACACGCAAGUGAGGAAGGCCUUCUGGAUCUACAGCCCGCUCAUCCUGUUCACCAAGGAGUUGAAUCCCGUGGCCUGGCAAAGUAUCAUCAAGACAUAUCACUUGCGCGCCAAACCGCUGUACACCGAUGCCUUUGGCCAAAAUGUGGCCGGGUGGAAACGUGUGGUGCGGAAAGCUACGGGCGAGGAAGCGGAGAUUCUCUUUACGACCCAGGAGCGGGAAGAGGUUCCGGGCGUCGGCAAGGUGGCGUCGGCGAGAAAGCUGACGGUGAAGCGCUCACAGACCCUCGCCAAAACACUUCGCAAAGCGUCAGACGAACGUUCAGCUUCCGGGGAUGCGAGAAACGCGGCGGGCAUCCACCACUGCGAGGUGUUUUCCGCUGCGUUGGAUGAGAUGGCACCCCUUGUGAGCCAAGAGCAGAACUUUGUGGUGGACCUCUUCCACGCCAGUAGCCUCGGGACGGUGGAUUUCAACGAAUUUGUGAAUGCUACGCCGCCGGAUCAACGAGUUGGCACGAACUUGAUGGAGCGCAAGCCGAUGGACCCCGACCGAGAGAUGGCCCGUGAAGUGACGAGUGUGAUGGACGAAAUCUUUGGCUUCUUCACGAAUGAGCUGUCCAAACUGCUCGAUUGGAGUCUGUCCGUCGAUCCCAUCCAGGGAGUCGGCGUCAUGGCGAGCCUGAGCCGGCACGCAUUCUACUUGCAAGACACGAGUCAAGAAUUCCUGAUCCAGCUCAUCGACACCCUCAUGUCGCGGCUUCAGAGUCUCUUCUCCAAGUUUGUCGACGAACAAAUCCGCGCAAUCGAGGAGACCAAGGUGAAGAUUAAGAAGCGAAAGGGAGUGAUUGGCUUCAUGAGGAUCUUCCCUCAUUUUGCCGUUGCGGUCGAGAAUACAUUCGCCGCCGUAGGUCGGGGGGACUACGACCAGGAGGCCGAGUGCAUGCAUGAUGUGCGCGCGCGCGUUGACGAGGCGUACACGAGGAUUAAUCGCGCGAUGUUUGAUAGCCUCAAAGUCAUCGCGAAAGAAAGUCCUCUGUCGGCGCCCGCCGGACCCCGAGCUACCACCGACGAUCCGGAGGACAAGGAAAAGCUGAACUACAACGUGCUGAUCAUCGAAAAUAUGAACCACUACAUCGAGGAGGUGGACGACGGGGGAAGACGCGGCGUGCUAGCGGAAUGGAAGGGCAGGGCGGAUCGGGAAAGGACGGAAGCGAUGGAUAGUUAUGUCGGGCAGGUCAUCCGUCGACCACUCGGCAAGCUUCUUGAAUUCCUGGACUCCCUCGACGCGGUCAAGUCGUCGCACGCGGGCAACUCGAGUGCAAUCACCAGUCGGCCCUCGUUCUCGCGCAAGAGCGCACGCAGCGUCUUGUCACAAUACGACGGCAAGGAGAUCCGAAGAGGCAUCGAUCAGCUCCGCACGCGAAUCGAGAAGCACUUUGGCGUGGGCGAUGACGAGGCCAUUUGUCGCGCGCUGGUGGCACUCAUGUGCAAGGAGUGCGAGAAGGCGUACGAAGCGACGAUUACGAGGACGGAAGAGGCGCUUCGCGAGUUGUAUCCCAACGUGGAAGGGGAGAAGGCGGUGGAGCUGGACUUUGCGAGGGCUGAUGUGCAGGCUGGGUUCCGCAAAUGA
This is a messenger RNA of Neohortaea acidophila, 4179 nucleotides long. RefSeq names its product exocyst complex component Sec3-domain-containing protein. Gene Ontology annotation, molecular function: phosphatidylinositol-4,5-bisphosphate binding. The transcript has 5 exons. The coding region runs from base 1 to 4179 and encodes 1392 amino acids. Lineage: Eukaryota; Fungi; Ascomycota; Dothideomycetes; Mycosphaerellales; Teratosphaeriaceae. Gene Ontology annotation, cellular component: plasma membrane; exocyst. The record is from RefSeq and is a predicted model, not a curated record. Gene Ontology annotation, biological process: exocytosis; Golgi to plasma membrane transport.